UUGAUGUUAUCAUUGGCUUUAUAUUUUGUGUUUUAUCGACUAAUGCUGUUGGAUUUUGUCUUGGUUUGUCUUAUCUUUAGGCACCUGCUAAUUGCUUUUGGUGGACUGGCGGGGUUGGAGGAGUGUAUAGAAGAAGACAAUAACUUAAAGGGGAAAAGUGCGAAGGAGGUAUUUGAUUUAUAUUUGAAUACAUGUCCACAUCAAGGAAGCAGGACAAUUCGAACAGAGGAAGCCAUCUUGAUUUCUCUGCAAUACUUACAAGAGCCAGUCAACAGUGUUUUGCAGAAGAUUUAGUACCUUGGACAUUAACAAUCACCUGAAGAACCCUGGAUACAUAAUAAGUCUUCUAUAUGGCCUGUUCUAUGCUCAGAUAUUUCAAAGCGAGGAAAUCACGAGUUAUUGCAGUUGGUGGUGGCUCUUCCUGGUUUUUAGGGAACUCGAUGUGCUUGCACUAUGAGCUGAAUUGACCAGACUCUAUGUACUCUUCUGCCGGUGCUGCUGAAUCAAAAUUCUUCCCUCCAAAUUUCCAACUUUUUGCGAACAUCAAGUUGGACAGCCUUCAAGUUUUGUUACUUGUCCUGACCAUAGUUCACAUUUAUCUGAUAGUUUCUUCUUCUGUUUCCCUUUUCUGUACUCCAUUUUUGACAUAAAAGUAACAAAUGGUAGGUGGAACAUGAUUAUGAUUUGAAGUUUGAACUUUGGAGUUUGGUAGGCUGGGUUUCAGUUGAACUGAUUGACCUCUUUUUAUUUUGUGCCUCUAGUGUUAUAAAUCUACCUCAUGAUGGGUUGAGUUCCA
Solanum stenotomum is the source of this 796-nucleotide messenger RNA. RefSeq lists its product as uncharacterized. The transcript is spliced from 3 exons. The record is from RefSeq and is a predicted model, not a curated record. Lineage: Eukaryota; Viridiplantae; Streptophyta; Magnoliopsida; Solanales; Solanaceae. Bases 4 to 294 code for a protein of 96 amino acids.